AUGGCGAGUUUGGACGUCGAGGCCUUGCUGGCCGCCACGGAGAAGGAAGCCAACGAGAAGAAGCUGGCGAUGCAGGAUGAACGCCACGCCGGAGACGACAAGAAAGGCGGCUCCGACCGCUCUCGUGACGACAACCGCAGCCGCCACCGCGACCGCCGCAACGAUGGCGCCCGCAGCGACACUGGUAGCAACAGCAGCCGCCACGGCAAUCGAAGCAGCCGAGAUGGACGUCGCGACUACAACAGCCACAGCCGACGCGACGGAGACUACUACCGUGGAGGACGUGGCCGUUCUCGAUCCCGCUCCCCUCGUCGCCACUAUCGAGAUGACCGUGACCGCCGCGAUCGUCGUGAUCGCUACGACCGACGAGACCGCCACGACCGCUCUGACCGCCGCCCUGCGGAUCACGGCAGAGGACGCGAAGCCCAAUCCAACACCCCCCCACCCAACGAGCGUGACAGCCGCACCGUCUUUGUUCAGCAACUCGCCAACCGCGUGAGAACCCACAAACUCAAGGAGUUCUUCGAGAAACACGCUGGUCCCGUCAUCGAGGCGCAGAUCGUCAAAGAUCGCGUCAGCGGAAGAUCCAAAGGUGUUGGCUAUGUUGAGUUCAAGGAUGAAGAGACCGUUCAGAAGGCUCUUCAACUCACUGGCCGUCCUCUCGAAAACAUCCCAAUCAUUGUGAAGCUCACUGAGGCAGAGAAGAACCGCCAAGUCAAGAAGCCAGACGACGGCGGUCAAUCCAGCUCUGCCCCCUUCCAUCGCCUGUAUAUUGGCAACAUCCAUUUCAAUGUGACUCAGGAAGAUCUCGAGGCGGUCUUUGAACCGUUCGGCGAACUUGACUUUGCCCAGCUGCUCAUGGACGACAACGGUCGCAGCAAGGGUUAUGGCUUUGUGCAAUACAAGGAAGCUGACAACGCCCGAGAGGCAAUGGAGAAGAUGAACAACUUCGAGCUCGCCGGCCGCCCCAUCCGUGUUGGCCUGGGCAACGAGCGCUCCGGUGCUGGUGCUGACGCCAGAAACCACGGCCCUAAUGGAAACUUCCAGGGCUCCGCCUUUUCCGGUGCCGGCGGCCGCGGCCCAACCGCAGCGUUUGACCGCGCCGGCGGUCGUGAUGACCGAAACGGUGGUGGCAGCGCUCUGGACGACACCGAUGUCGCAGGGGUGAACUUCAACAACUACAGUCGAGACGCGUUGAUGAGAAAGCUUGCCAGGACCGAAGAGCCAGCCGGUGGCAGAGACGAUGCCCAGGCUGCGAAGCCUCGUGUCGACGUCAAGCCCUUGCCGGUCAAUGUCAACACGGCGAGCCGAUGCAUCGUGCUGCGAAACAUGUACGACCCGGCCGAGGAGCAAAGCGAGCAGUUCAUUCAGGAACUCGAAGAAGACGUCAAGACCGAGUGCGAGGACAAGUAUGGCCGCGUUGUGCACAUUGCCGUCGACCGAAACACCCCCGGCGAGGUCUACCUCAAGUUCGACAAGGUCCAAGGCGGCGAGAACGCCAUCAAGGGCCUCAACGGACGCUACUUCGGAGGCCGCAUGAUCAACGCAUCCCCCGUCGUGGAUGCCAUUUACAGCAGCAUCUUCUCUCGCGCCCGAGCCGUCUAA
Purpureocillium lilacinum is the source of this 1605-nucleotide messenger RNA. RefSeq lists its product as uncharacterized. Gene Ontology annotation, cellular component: nucleus. The record is from RefSeq and is a predicted model, not a curated record. Gene Ontology annotation, biological process: mRNA processing. Lineage: Eukaryota; Fungi; Ascomycota; Sordariomycetes; Hypocreales; Ophiocordycipitaceae. Gene Ontology annotation, molecular function: U1 snRNP binding; RNA binding.